GUCAUGGCAAAAGGGAUGAGAAGACGAAAUUGGAGCAGGGUUGGCUGACGAUUGCCUUAUCGAUAGUUCAGCGGACUCACAUCCGAUAUUCAAAGCAGUGCGGCUCAUCCCCUUUCAACGUACGGCAAACCCAUUCGGUCUUCACCUUUAUGAUUAAAUUUGUUGAUGCGGCUGCAGUGUGAACCAUUUUAAAUAUUCGUCGUGCUCGCAGCGAUAACUGUGACGUGAAUGCCAUCACUAGCGGUGCCCCAUCUAACUCCCAUCUCUAAUGAGCAUUUAGUGUCUUCAAAAGAAGUUGUAUUUUUCUGGAAAAAUCGCAUUGAAAUGUUUGAAAAGAAGAGCGACAAGGUUAAGCAAGCGGAGCACAAGGCCCGGGAUGAUGGCGUAGAGCUGGAGAGCCAGUUUAUCAUGCGCGUGCCGAAGGAACUGGCGGACACGGUCCAUGAGGCAAUAAAUGCUGGCACCAUUAAGGACCGGCUGACCAUCCAACUGGAUCCGGAUCUGAGGUACGGUGAAGUGCGAAUAGAUGAUCAGAUACUGUACACGAAACUCGUGGAUUUGCCCACCGUCGUCGAGAGCUACAAGACCAUUGACAACAAGAGCUUCUACAAGUCGGCAGACAUCUGCCAAAUACUCAUUUGCAAGGAGGAGCGGGAGGACGAGACGGAAAAGGAGUCGCCCAACAAGAACAAAAAGAAGGACCCCAACAAGGUGGACAAAAAAUACCUCUUUCCGCACGGCAUCACACCGCCGUGCAAGAAUGUGAGAAAACGACGAUUCCGCAAAACUCUGAAGAAAAAGAAUGUCGAAGCUCCCGAGAUUGAGAAGGAAGUGAAACAUCUGCUGCGCAUUGACAACGAGGCUGUCAGAGUUGACUAUGAAAUCAUAAACGAAGAGGACAAGCCAAUGGAUGAACUGGAGCAAUCGGACAUCAAACCCUACAACGAUGCGGAUGACGAUUUGCAGGACGAAAGCACCAUGCAUGCCAGCGAAAAGACGAUCAUGGAAAUGAGCUCCCAGCGGCACCUCCAAGUGGAGUCCGAUGAUGACGAAGCCAGCAACUUUCCCUCACACCGGGCGCCGAACAUGGGAGUUGCUGUCCACGACAUCUUCGGCGAGGAAGUGUCCAGCACGGAUGACGAGGAUGAGCCCGAUCGGGGCAAUAACACCAUGCAGCGGCGGGUGAUGGAGGAAUCCUCACGACUCUCGGCUGAUGAUUCACGAAUGUCGGACUUCUUUGGCGCUAGUGGCAGUAAUACUGGAGCGGGCGUAGUGAAAAUGGAGCAGAACGUGUUCAGCAAGUCUAUGUUUGGGCAUGAAGCCAGCAGUCCUAAGCUCAGCGCCGCCGGAUCAAGCUCCAACCUUGCUGCUCCCAGUGGCUUCUACGAUAGCCAAAUGCUAGCCAAGCGCGAGGAGUUCGAGAACAUGGAAUUCAUAGACGAACCGCAGCCGCAGUACACGCAGCAACAGGUCCAGCAGAAGAUCAAUCAACUGACGCGCCAGAUUCGUGAACUGAAAGCGCAGCAGGUGCAAAAGUCAACGGAAAUUGCUUCCAUUCAGAAUGCCACACUCAAACAACGAAUGCAGGAAACGCUUGAUAAUCUCUACACACAGGUUAUUGAAAGGGAAUUGGAGCUGAAGGACUUCGAGAAUAUGCUGGAGUCUUAAGAUACAGAUAUAAUACAAAUGGUGGACUAGCAUAAGUUAUAAUAAAAACUAUGUACAUACAUAUUCGGAUGUUACUUCAAACUAUUUACGACUUCAACGCCAGUUUCUGUUGUUAAAGUAAACCUUAGACAAGAAAUUUUGCCAUAUCAUUGGUCAACUCAUUAUUUGUGUAAAAUUAAAGUGUUUCCUCAGUAUUGAUAAGAAUGAUUAUUUGCAAAGCAACAGAGCACGACAAUUGAAUCUGUUUUUAAGUAUUUAUUGCAGUGGACUUAUCACCAAUUAAUCAUCUAAAAUUCAAAAGAAUCAUAUCCGAAUGCCUCCAGUGCUUGUGGAACCCAUGACCUCCUUAGGAAAUGGUGCAUUGCCGCACAGAGCAACUGGCCUUCGGACCUUGGAGCAUACUGCUCGAUAUCAUGCACGUAAUUUCAUAUCUUCGAUAGCUAGAGAGAGAAAAUAGAGUCUGUUUAAUCAAUAGUCUAAGUGUCUUUAUUAUUGGCAUUUGCAAACAACAAAUUUUAGUGAUAUUCAAGAUGGGCAACAAAGAGUUAUGUAUUUUGUACUAUGAGUAAAGUUCCAGAGGCAAAACCAGACAU
This is a messenger RNA of Drosophila melanogaster (fruit fly), 2261 nucleotides long. RefSeq names its product TBP-associated factor 7 (gene Taf7). Lineage: Eukaryota; Metazoa; Arthropoda; Insecta; Diptera; Drosophilidae. Bases 229 to 1668 code for a protein of 479 amino acids. The record is from RefSeq and is marked reviewed. The transcript is spliced from 3 exons. Gene Ontology annotation, biological process: transcription initiation at RNA polymerase II promoter. Gene Ontology annotation, cellular component: nucleus; transcription factor TFIID complex.